Messenger RNA from Drosophila elegans, 8388 nucleotides. It is a transcript of the gene mahe, whose product is annotated as ATP-dependent RNA helicase dbp2. Bases 529 to 3441 code for a protein of 970 amino acids. The record is from RefSeq and is a predicted model, not a curated record. The transcript is spliced from 4 exons. Lineage: Eukaryota; Metazoa; Arthropoda; Insecta; Diptera; Drosophilidae. Gene Ontology annotation, molecular function: ATP binding; RNA binding; RNA helicase activity. Gene Ontology annotation, cellular component: cytoplasm; ribonucleoprotein complex; nucleus.
UCGAUUUUUGGUUCAGCUCUAACUCAACUUGCUGCUGCAAACGCGUUUUUUUUUGUUGUAAAAAACUAAAAUACAAGAAUUAGAAUUAGUUAACUUGCUCCUAGUGUUUAACCAAACAAAGUUUAGUUAGCUUUACGGUUAGUUUCCCGUGGCGAAGGCGGUUGGAAAUAGAGUAGUAGCAAUUGCAAAUAAUUACCAUUACCUCUCGGCCGCAAAGCAAAAAAAAGGAGAAGAGAACAAGAGGCGUGUGAGCGUGACGACGAGAGCAAGCGAGAGAGCAGAACCAAAUCGAACAGGACGGCACAGGAUCGAAUCGAAACUAAACUAUCUGCAGGGAAAAGAAAAAUUUAAGAGGCUUCGAUAUCGAAAACUUAUAUCCAAUUCAAAAUCCGACUGGCUGGGGAGCAAAUGUCAAAUUGCGGCGCAUAAAUACAUAAAUUGAAGCCCCCCGCACAAGUCAGGCUCAUCCAAAAUUAAAACACACACAAAGGCAGCAGUUGUCGCAACAGGAAAAAAGGAUUUGACACGAUGUACGCCGGAGCAUAUGCACCCAACGCCGGCGGCGUUCAGCAGCACACGGGCGGCGGUUACUAUGGUAAUGGUGCCGCCGCAGGAGCUGGCGGCGGCGGUAAUGGUGCCCCACGCCACGAGCGUCCCUUCUAUCCGCGCAACAAUUUCGCCGGCGCCGCCGGUGGAGCGGCCAUCAACGGAGCAGCCGGGGCCGCUGGUAGCAUGCACUUUGGCCAGCCGUACGGCGUGAUGGCCUACGGCAUCCAGAAUGGCCUGGGCAUGGGCGCCGCCGGUGCCGGUGGCGGUAAUCCGUAUCGCCAGCAAAACGGUGUGGCCUUCGCCGGCAAUGGCCUUGGCGGUGGUGGCGGCGCGGGCACCGGUGGAGCUGGCGGCAAUGGCGGCGGGUAUGGCGGACCGCGUGGCAAGAAUCCCAACUACGCACAGCGCUACCAAAAGCCGCACAACGGCGGCGGAGGAGGCGGUGGCUACCAGAGCAAUAACUACAAUGCCGCCGCCUUGGGCAUGCUGUCCAAGGAGGAGCGCGCCGAAAUUCAACGCGAAAAGGCCAAGAAUCCCGGCCGCAAUCUGGUCAAGCCCAAGUGGGAGAACCUGGAGCCAUUCCACAAGGACUUCUACCAAAUCCAUCCGAAUACGCUGGCCAAGACCGAGCAGCAGGUGGCUGAUAUACGCCGCGAAUUGGAGAUAACCGUGUCGGGCAACGAACUGCCCCAUCCGGUGGUCAGUUUCGAGGAGAGCUCGCUGCCCGCCCACGUCAUCGAGGAGAUGAAGCGUCAGGGAUUCACCAAGCCCACGGCCAUCCAGUCGCAGGGCUGGCCCAUUGCCCUGAGCGGACGCGAUUUGGUGGGCAUUGCCCAGACCGGCUCCGGCAAGACGCUGGCCUACAUGCUGCCGGCCAUUGUGCACAUUGGCAACCAGCCGCCCAUACUGCGCGGCGAGGGACCCAUUGCUUUGGUGCUGGCCCCCACCCGGGAGCUGGCCCAGCAGAUCCAGUCGGUCGUGCGGGACUAUGGCCACCUGUGCAAGCCCGAGAUCCGUCACACUUGCAUCUUUGGCGGCUCGUCGAAGGUGCCGCAGGCACGCGAUCUGGACCGCGGCGUUGAGGUGAUCAUCGCCACACCGGGACGCCUGAUUGACUUCCUCGAGAAUCGCAACACGAACUUGCAGCGAUGCACCUAUCUGGUGCUGGACGAGGCCGAUCGCAUGCUGGACAUGGGCUUCGAGCCGCAGAUCCGCAAGAUCAUCGAACAGAUUCGUCCCGACCGUCAGGUGGUCAUGUGGUCCGCCACCUGGCCCAAGGAGGUGCAGGCCCUUGCCGGCGACUUCCUAAACGAUUACAUCCAAAUUAACAUUGGCUCGAUGAGCCUGUCGGCCAACCACAACAUCCGCCAAAUCGUCGAGAUCUGCACCGAAAUGGAGAAGCCGCAGCGCAUGGUGCGCCUGCUCAAGGAGAUCACUCCCACCAACAACUCGGCCAACAACGGCAACAAGAUCAUCAUAUUUGUGGAAACCAAAAUUAAGGUGGAAGACAUUUUGCAGAUCAUCCGUACCGAGGGCUACACCGCCACCUCGAUUCACGGGGACAAGACCCAGAACGAGCGCGAUUCGGUGCUGAAGGACUUCCGCAAUGGCAAGUCCAACAUUCUGAUCGCCACCGAUGUGGCCUCACGCGGCCUCGACGUGGAGGAUCUGCAGUACGUGAUCAACUAUGAUUACCCGAACUCCUCGGAGAACUAUGUGCAUCGGAUCGGACGCACUGGACGCUGCCAGCAGCUGGGCACUGCCUACACCUUCUUCACGCCCGACAAUGCCAAGCAGGCGCGUGAGCUGAUCUCGGUGCUGGAGGAGGCCGGCCAGACGCCGUCGCAGGCGCUCCUGGAUCUGGCUCGCUCGAUGCCCAGCUCGGGCGGCUAUCGCGGCAACAAGCGUUGGAACAACAACGCUGGCGGUGAUCGCAACACUGGCGGCCACAACGGUGUCUAUCAGCAGCGCAACAGCAAUCCGCUCAACUAUCAGGCGGGCAACAGCUAUAACAACAAUCGUGGCGGCCCGCCCACUGGCGGUGGCUACCAGCAGUAUGCCGCUGGCGGCAGUAGCUAUCAGCAGAAUGGAGCCGGCAACGGCGGCAACUGGAACCGCAUGAAUCAAAUGGCAGGACAGGAUGGCGGCCAGCAGCAGCAGCAGCAGCAACGAAACGGAAAUACCUAUCGCCCGCGGGCCCCGUUCAACAAUGGCGGCCCACGUGCCAUAAUGGGACACCAGGGCGGCGGCGGCGGCGGCGGAGCAGGUGGCGUGGGCGGAACAGCCGGCGUAGGCGGUGGCCCCCAGCCGCAUAUGGCACCGCAGCAAGGCGGCCAGUACAUGCCGCAGGCAUACCGCGGCCGUGGACAGUUUGUGCCGCAGGGAGCCGGUGCCGGUGGCAUGCCGCCACGUUUCCAGCAGUAUCCGAAGCGGGAGUACCAGCAACAGGGAGUGCCCCACUACGGCCAGCAGGCGGUGCAGCAUCAGCAACAACAACAGCAGCAGCAGCAGCAGCAACAACAGGUUGGCCAGCAGCCCAAGGCGCCCAAGGAUGAUGGCAACAAGUAUGCCCCACCGCCGCCACCGGCUGCGGUGACCACCUCGCUGGUGCAUUACACGCCGGCCAAUUCGCCACCGAUUGCGGCCGUAGCUGCCGCUGCUGCAGCAGCCGCCGGACGGGCAGCAGCCGUGGCGCCGGCUCCCGGAGCCGCUUACAUGUACGAUGCGGCCGGGGUAUUGACCACGGCCGCGGCGCCGGGCACCAAUCCGUAUGCCAAUCAGUUCAGCAUGCCGGCCACCUACUAUGCCGCCCAGCAUCACCAGUUUGCCCCAGCUGUGGCUGGACCCGGACCAGGACCUGGACAGGCCAUCGAGCAGGCAGGACAUCAAUAAGUGGCAGGAUAGAGGACAGUGGAUCGUGGAUAGCUAAAACAACAGCAGCUUCAGCAACAACAACAACAACACCAACACCAACGACAUGGACAAACAAUCAUCAAUUCAUGACGACAGUUAUAAAAUCCAAAUGCAUAUGAGAAAUGAUAGUAAGAAAGAAAGGAUAUAUAAUUUGCCAGUAUAUAGGAGCAAAGAAACUCCCUAAAUUCAAAGACAAAAACUUGCUUAUUUGUUCGUAUUUUUAUUUUCUCUCCACUAACUAUUAUUAGUGUUUUUUGUGUUCUCCUUCGCUUAUCCAAGCAUUCGCAGCUUGUGUUUGCGAUACAUUUCAUUUGUUACUAUUGUUCUUUGGGCAAGCAGCCGCAAACAUCAAAAACCAGGGCCAUAGCAUGGAUCAUCGCCCCAAAAAAAAAACUCCCCCUUCAUGUUUUCCGAAUAAGGUAAAACGAAACAUAUUACGUGAACAUCGCGAAAGUCAAAAUUUAAAGUAGUUUUUAAGCUGACAGUUGCAUGUUCUUCGAAUGUUUAAAAAGAAUUAAGUAGGGUUUAUUUUUAUUUCUUUUUCGCCACGCAAAAUCAAGCGAAACUUAAAACUAGAGACAAACAGACACUGUUAGUUAAGUUAAAUAUAUAUAUAUAUAUAUAUUUAUUUAUAUGUAUAUAUAUAUAUAUAUUAUUCAUGUGUAUUUAUCGGUACACGAAGCUAAGAACACAAAAAAAAAAAAAAAAAAAAAAACGAGCACGCAACCAAAAAAAAAAAAAUUGAAUUCGAAAAUUUGUUAAAACUAAAGGGAUCGAAAAACCCUUUUCACUAACUUGGUUGGUAUGAAAUGAACGGUUUGCUUAUAAUAACACACAUUUAAAUACAUGUUUAAUUGUUUUAUAUACAAUACAUCCGAGCGAAAUUUACAACAAACAAUUACAACAAAGGGAAAACUGACAAAAUUCUAUACAAAUUCCAUUUAAGAAAUCGCAGCUUACGGUUGAGAUUAUAGUUCACCUUUAUUUUGGCCAACUCCAAAAUAGUAGAAAAGGGAAUGGGCAGCGCUGCUUUGGUAGGAAGUAUGUAAAAGAAAAAAAACCUAACAAUAUACAAUCGAUAAUAAUAUAAAAACAAUCGAAGCAAUGGGAGAACACUCACACAGCCACAUGGAACCCACACAAGCACACGCACACACACACACCCACACAACAAAACACACCACGAACACCACAAGGACAAGCAAAUUUACAGUUUUCAUUUAAUUUCCCAUUUUGAUGCAUAUAUGUGUGUAAUCUAUAUGGAUAUGAUUUUUAAUGGAGAUUAAAACAAAAACUCAUUUUGUUUAAGACACUUUAUAGAAUUUGAUAAUAAUAUCCCCCUAACACAACAUUCGCAUAAAUUAACGAGGUUUUUUCAAAAGUUCUAUGCAAAUACUUGAAAAAAAAAGGAAAUUACAAUUACAUUUUCAAUUAUUCCAAGACCAAAGAACAGAAAGCAGUUGAAAAGAAAAGAAACGAAAGCGAACAAAAAAGAAAAGACGCCACAUUCAUCCAUAAAAACAAGUAAAGCGAACACGAAACAAGAGGAAUAGAAGGAAGAACACAAAAGAAUGUUAGAAGAUCGAAUAAUGCCAAGCAAUGCCACACGAAAAUAAUGAUAAUAAUAAUACAGCAAACAUAUUGCAUACUUCUGACUAUUCCAGAAAGCUCUUUUCCGUUUCCCCAUGUGUUACAUUUUUUUUUAUUUUUGGUUCUUAUUUUAUUUAGUUGUCCUAGUUUUUCUCUUCCGAAUACUUUUGGCCAAAGUUCAGUACGAGUUAAUAAGUAGUAGUAACAUUAAUUGGCAGCUCCAGUUAUAUAGUUAGCAGUAAUAUAUCCAUAUAUCGUCUGUCCAACCCAAGCAGUUGUCCAUGUUGUUGCAAGCAGUGUGUUGUCCUUCGCCAUGGGAAAGCAGUACAAAAAGCUGAAGAAUUUUGGGAAGACGUAACGGACACAAGGGAAUUAUUCUACAGAGGAAAUGUGUGAGAACACAAAGCAAAUAGAUGAAAAUCAUGUAGAUUAUAUUAUAUAUAUAUUUGUUAGCCGAUCGGGGGAGUGAAAGGAACCAUUCUAUUAAUUUUUUUUGUAUAAGUUUUCUACGUGUACGGUUUUUUUUUUUUUAGCAAAUAAAAAUCUGGAAAAACAAAAGGGAACAUUUUUAUACGGUAUAUCGUAUCUCAUUUUAAAGCAAAAGGGGGAAAGAAAGCCCGUUAAUUGAUACAGAAGAAAGUCCUUUUUAGUUCAUUUCAUAUUUGGGUUUUUUUUUGGGGUUUUUAGAUUUGUCAAACAUUUUGAAAAUCAUUGGAGACGACGGGAACGGGGAACUACAACUAAAUAUUAUUAUUUUUUGUAUGUACUCUAGGCGUAUACGCAAAGUUACAAAGUGAACAAAAGGUUUUAUUUUAAUAAUUUCCUACUUCUUAAUUAUGAUUUCGAUGCAACCGAAUUGUGAUGAUGUGAUAGACUUAUAUAAACAAACGAAAAUACAAAAAUACUAAUUAAUAACCAAUUUAAAUGAAGUAACCGCUAGGCCCCCAAAAAGGCCAGGCCAAAAAAACUGAAAACUGAAACUGAAGCAGAGGCAGCUGAAACUGAAGCUGAAAUCAGUAUCUGAACCAGAAGAGAAAUAUGAAUAUAUGUUAUGUAUUUGUAUUAUUGUCGUUGUCGUUGUCGCUUAUAGACAAUGUCUGAUGGCUACAAUAUAAUGUAUUAUGGAUGACUUGAGGCAUACAUUCUUUUUUUGAAGAAAUAAAACUAUAGAGCGCGAUAUUUGUAUUGUAUUUAUCUAUAAGUUGUUGUGUACACACUGCGAAAAACAAACAAACCAAACAACAAACUAAAAAAAAAAAAAAGCAAAAAAACACGGAAACACAAAACCAAAACAAAACGAAAAAACGAGAAAAAAAAAGCAAAAGAAGUUGAAACUGAUAAAAUUUAAGAGUAACUGAUACCGAAAGUCCCGAAAAAAUAAGGGGAAAGCGGCGAUUUGUUGCCCCCUUCAAUUUUUUGAGGCAUAUCCUUUGUUUAAGUCCUGAUUGAUCGCUCUAUUUCUGUCUCUCUCUCUUUCUCUCUCAGCCCCCUUUUCACCCCUAUACGAUAUAUUUCUCGCUCGCAGUCUCUUUAAAACGAUAGAUUUAAAACGAUAGAAAUUCGCGUAUACAUAUAUUUUUGAAAGUAUAGAAUUGCAACUUUUGAAAAAAUGCAACCAAAAAUAAAGACGAAAGACUAAAGCCAAAAACAAAAUGAAUUCAAUUGUUUGAAGCAAGAACAAGAAAAUAACGGAGAAAACGCAACGAAGUGCCGUUAUUUCGAUAGUUUGUAUAGCUGUUUUUUUUUUUUCUGUUCGUUUACUUAGAACUAAAAAUCGUUUACACACACACCCACAAACACAUACGCGUUUUUGGUUUAGUUUUUGUUUUUGAGUUUGUUUUACUUUUUUUUUUUUGUUUUUCGUUUUAAGUUUUCGUUGGUAAACCAAAAUAUAUAUAUGUGUAUGUAUGGGCAUACAUAUGUAUCUAUGUCGUAGGCGAUAAAGUGAAUGCAUUUAACGUUACAGUGCAACGCGCACAAGUGCCAAAAAUGCAGCAAAAAAAUACACCCGCACACACCCACGCACUCUCACACACACACAUACAACAAACACAAACACACACAAAUACACAUCGAAACAUACAAAAAUUUCUUAUAGAUGAUACAAACACAAACGAACAUACAACAUAUUUACAGUGGGCAAAAAAAAAAGUUUAAAGUGGACUUUAAAGUGUUCGUAUGGUCCACUGUACAUACAUACAAGACCUACAAAAAACAAGCAUACUCUUAAGCGCCAAUAUUAGGAGCGGCUUUUGGGGGUUCUAAAACCAUUAAACACCAAACUUGUUGGGCAAAAACAUUUAGAAGCAGCAGUCAGAUCGUAAGUUAUAAGCUAAAUUUGCCAUCGGCAGACGACGGAACUAACUUAAAGAUAAUAAAAAAAAGUUUAAACCAAAACCCAUUGUGAUAACAGCUGCGUAAAUGAAACACGUUAGAACCUUACUUGUAUUUCGAUUGCAAUUCGAUAAAACGGGGAUCCCCCACUAAGUCCUAAAUAAUACAAAUUCAAUCAAAAGCAAGCAAGCCAACAAUUUAUCCAAACUAGUUUUUAAACAAAUACAAAACUCACCCAGCCGCACAUACACACGUAUUUUAUUGAUUUAAAAAAAGGAGAAAAACUUUUCUUGAUUUUCAUUUGUUGUGUUGAUCAAUGCAAAUUUUAGCGAAAAAAAGAAAACCAGAAAACUCAAAUGCAAAUUCUUAGCCAUUUCGAAGGAGCGUGCAUUUAAACAUUUAAAACAUUACAUUAUAUAUAUAUAUAUACACUUGCAUAUAUUCAAAGCAAACCAUUUGAAUAAAUUCUAAAUAUUACUAUAAAUCACUAACACAAAAUGCAACUGAGGAAUCAGACGAUAUACAUAUAUACAAGCAUACAAGUUAAUGCUAAUAAACAAGAAGCCAAGCAAACGCGUUUGAAUGAAUGUUUGCAGCUUAAGCUAAGUUAGCACACACAAUAUUAUAUUAAUUAUAACAGAUCAAUAUAGGUAUGCAAUAUAAUGCAUAUAUUUAUAAUGCACCGCCUCCCCUUUUUCCGUCUCCAAAACAAAAGAAAAUCGGGACGGAAGAGGGCGAAAACUAACGGAAAAAUCUAAAUUGUAAUCAAUUUACCUAUCUUAGACUAGGUUAUACGAACCCAUAAACAUACCCCGUCCCCAUUUAGGAAUUGGACAACCAAAUUCCCACUCCCAUCACCCUAAAUCCCAAAUUGUUAAACACGAAAACCUAAAAAAAAAAACAUAAUUAUGAAAUAUGUAUGUAACGGAAAUCCUUACAAAAAACGGAAUAGAUAUCUUCUAUGUAAUAAAUAAACGACAACAAAAAUCACUUUUAAAUUAA